This is a messenger RNA of Delphinapterus leucas (beluga whale), 2947 nucleotides long. It is a transcript of the gene P2RX7, whose product is annotated as purinergic receptor P2X 7. Gene Ontology annotation, biological process: response to ATP; calcium ion transmembrane transport; cell surface receptor signaling pathway. Lineage: Eukaryota; Metazoa; Chordata; Mammalia; Artiodactyla; Monodontidae. The record is from RefSeq and is a predicted model, not a curated record. Gene Ontology annotation, cellular component: plasma membrane. Gene Ontology annotation, molecular function: purinergic nucleotide receptor activity; extracellularly ATP-gated monoatomic cation channel activity; ATP binding.
UUGCAGCUGGAACGAUGUUUUCCAGUAUGAGACAAACAAAGUCAUCCGGAUCCAGAGCACGAAUUAUGGCACCAUUAAAUGGUUCUUCCAUGUGUUGUUCUUUUCCUACAUUAGAUUCGUAUUCUAAAGAAGAUAUUAACAGCUAAUGAAUGGAUCAAAAGGCAGGAAACCAGAGGCAGAGCCACAUGAUGCAGGUAAGGAAAAUGAGUCACAGAGAAGGCAAGUCACUUGCCCGAAGUCACCCAGCAAAGCUAGGAUUUUAAUGGAGAUGACUUUCGGAACCUGCAUCCAAAACCAAUGCACUGUGCCUCACUUGAGAAAACCAUUGAUGCUUUUCUGUGUCUGCCAUUUAGCUUUGCUUUGGUGAAUGACAGGCUGUACCAAUGGAAAGAACCUGUCAUCAGUUCUGUGCAUGCCAAGGUGAAAGGGGUGGCAAAGGUGAAAAAGGAGAUUAUGGAGAACGGACUGAAGAAGGUAGUGUGGAAUGUCUUCGACACGGCAGAUUACACUGUCCCCUUGCAGGGCAACUCUUUUUUUGUGAUGACAAACUUUCUCAAGAUAGAAGGCCAAGAGCAAGGGUUGUGUCCUGAGUACCCCACCCGCAGGACGCUCUGUACCUCUGACCAGGGUUGUAAAAAGGGAUGGAUGGGCCCAAAGAGCAAAGGAAUCCAGACCGGCAGGUGUAUAGAGUAUAAAGGGAAGCAGAAGACCUGUGAAGUCUCCGCCUGGUGUCCCGUGGAGGCAGCAGAAAAGGCCCCAGAGCCUGCGCUCUUGGGCAGUGCUGAAAACUUCACUGUGCUCAUCAAGAAUAACAUUGACUUCCCCAGCCACAACUACACCACGAGAAACAUCUUGCCGGAUAUAAACGUCACUUGCACCUUUCACAAGACUCAGAAUCCACAGUGUCCCAUUUUCCGACUAGGAGAUAUCUUCCAAGAAACAGGAGAUAAUUUUUCAGAUGUGGCAAUUCAGGGAGGAAUCAUGGGCAUUGAGAUCUACUGGGACUGCAACCUGGACAGGUGGUUCCAUCACUGCCGUCCAAAAUACAAUUUCCGUCGCCUUGACAACAAGACUGCCAAGGAGUCCUUGUACCCUGGUUACAGCUUCAGAUAUGCCAAGUACUAUAAGGAAAAUAAUACCGAAAAGCGGACCCUGAUAAAAGCCUUUGGGAUCCGUUUUGACAUCCUGGUUUUUGGCACCGGAGGAAAAUUUGACAUUAUUCAGCUGAUCGUGUACAUCGGUUCAAACCUCUCUUACUUUGGUUUGGGCACUGUGUUCAUUGACUUUCUCAUCAACACUUACUCAAAUAAAUGCUGUCGAUCCCGUAUUUAUCCCUGUUGCAAGUGCUGUGAACCCUGUGCAGUCAAUGAAUACUACUACAGGAAGAAGUGUGAAUCCAUUGUGGAGCCAAAGCAGACAUUAAAAUAUGUGUCCUUUGUGGAUGAACCCCACAUUAGGAUGGUAAACCAAAGGCUACUUGAGAGAAGUCUGCAAGAUGUUGAAGGUGAAGAAGUGCCAAGACCCCCGAUGGACUUCACAGACUUGUCCAGGCUGCCUCUGUCUCUUCACGAGCCACCCCCCAUUCCUGGACAACCAGAGGCUAUCCAGCUGCUCAGUGAAGGGGCAACCCCUAGAUCCAGUGACUGCCCAAAUUGGUGCCAGUGCGGAAACUGCCUCCCAUCCCAACUCCCUGAGAGACAAAGAUGCUUGGAGGAGCUGUGCUGUCGGAAAAAGCAGGGUGCCUGUAUCACCACCUCAGAGCCGUUCAAGAAGCUUAUCCUGUCCAGACAUGUCCUGCAGUUCCUCCUGCACUACCAGGAGCCCUUGCUGGUGCUGGAUGCAGAUUCUACCAACAGCCAGCUGCGGCACUGCGCCUACAGGUGCUAUACUAUGUGGCGCUUUGGCUCCCAGGACAUGGCUGACUUUGCCAUCCUGCCCAGCUGCUGCCGCUGGAGGAUCCGGAGAGAGUUUCCCAAGAGGGAAGACCAGUACAGUGGCUUCAAGAGUCCUUACUGAUGUGCUGAGCAGUCAUAUAACCUUGCCUUUGCUUGCACCUUGAGCUUCACCUGCAAAGAUGUGUGUCCAGAUUUUCAGCCAAAGGGAAAUGUGCUUUCCUCCUCCCCCAGCUCUGUUUGUGUCAGAGAGCAAAGUGACCGGGGUAAACAAACAGCAACUAAACUAGAAUCCCUCAGCAUGGACUGAGAGUCAAGAGAUUCAGAUUUAUAUCUCCAUUCUAUCCCUAGGAAGUUGUGUGAUCCUAGGCCUUUAACCUCUGUACCUCAGUUGCCUUAUUAUCCAAUCUAUUGUUUCACAGGGAUAUUAGGAGAGCAAAUUGAGACAGUGUACACAAACUCUCUUAUUAACGCAUAAAGAGCUACAUGAACGUGAAGCAGCUCAUUUUGAGGUGAGACUAGGAUAAUGUCCAACUAUCAACAAACCCUUGGGUCCUGGUUAAAGAAUGGGGAGGAUUAAAAGUUUUGGCACAAAUUUUUUGGCAUUUGUCCUAUAGGACCUGAGGGGUUAUAUCUCCUCCCCUUGUGUCUUGGCAGCUCUGAUCACUUUAUCCAAUGAUAAAGUGAUGCUGUGUCAGGUUCAGGGUCUUGGUCUUAAGAUGCUGUCAGCUUCCACUUCCUGUCCCUUGAAACUCUUGCUGUGGAGGAAGCAAGCUCCCAUGUAAAAAUCUGCCUAUCCUGAGUCCACCCUGCUGUGAAGAAGCCCAAGCAGCCAUGUGAAGAGGAAAGAUGCCCCCAGCAUUCAAGCCAUCCAAGCCCAUGGAAGAGAAGAAGCCUUCAGAUGAUUCCAGAUCCUGCUAACAUACGACUGCAACUGCAUCAGACAACCCAAGUGAGAGCUACCCAGUGAACCCACAGAACAAAAAUUGUUAUUUUAGGGCUUCCUUGGUGGUGCAGUGGUUGAGAGUCCGCCUGCCGAUGCAGGGGACACGGGU